AUGGCCCGCUUCUACCUCUCCACCAUCCUCAGCCUUGCCUCCAUUCUCCUCCUCUCCACCGCCCCAUCAACCUCCAACGCUAUCCUCGUCGCCUCUAACCAAUUUGAGACCUCAGAUGCCCACCUCACCGCUCAAGACCACCGCCGCAUAGCCGCAGGUCACCAGGCCGACUCCCCCUUCGGCAGCGGCUGCGUAGGUACGAGCGACCUCUGCGGGCUCGCACACUCACGCGCAGACGAGACAGAGCGUGAUACCCUUCAUCGGGAUCACCAUCCCACCAUCUACGUCUCCCAGGCGGACAUCGACUGGCAGCGAGCUCUGGAUGAGGCCACGCCUAGCAAGCGGCUACAGAUGUACUACGAGCGCUUGGGCGGCAAGGACUACGACAAGAAGAGGGAACUCAGCCAGGAUGAGCUGCAGAUGUUGCUCGAGGAGACGGAGCGCGAUGGCGAGCAUGCCAGGGCUGAUAAGCUGCAUGCUAACCAGCAGGCUAGGGAGCAGAUGGCCGAGUUGAGACGGUUCAGGAAUCGCUUCAGGCAAUUGUCUGGUCACCACCACUCGGCGAGCAGCCAUCAUGCCAAGGCCACCAAGGCUUCGUCAUUCUCAUCAAGCGCUGGACACGCCAAGCAUGGCAUCAAGGCGUCAUCUAAGCCAUCAGGGCACGGCCAUGGCCAUGGUCACAGCCACGCUCACGGUCACGGCAAGUCGUCUCACUCUCCUGGUCACCGCCACCAUGCCAGCGCUCUCUCUGGCAAGCAUGGCGCGCGCAUGAUGAGGAGGCGUGCCCUACUCCACGAUGACGUCGAGCCCCGUGACGACGACGGUGCCGACUACGACGAUGACGUUGAGGAGCAGGAAGUGUCUGAGGACGACGCCUUUCACCAGCACCUUCGCCAACGCUUCUCACGACCAUGGUCCGCAGCGUGA
Messenger RNA from Jaminaea rosea, 927 nucleotides. RefSeq lists its product as hypothetical. Lineage: Eukaryota; Fungi; Basidiomycota; Exobasidiomycetes; Microstromatales. The record is from RefSeq and is a predicted model, not a curated record. Bases 1 to 927 code for a protein of 308 amino acids. The transcript has a single exon.